Messenger RNA from Phialemonium atrogriseum, 1809 nucleotides. RefSeq names its product putative cystathionine gamma-synthase. Gene Ontology annotation, molecular function: pyridoxal phosphate binding; cystathionine gamma-synthase activity. Gene Ontology annotation, biological process: transsulfuration. The record is from RefSeq and is a predicted model, not a curated record. NCBI's taxonomy places the organism in Eukaryota, Fungi, Ascomycota, Sordariomycetes, Cephalothecales, Cephalothecaceae. The transcript is spliced from 3 exons. Bases 1 to 1809 code for a protein of 602 amino acids.
AUGCUUCUCAACCUCGGCGAGUCCAUCCCGCCGGACACAGCUCACGCUGUCAGCGUGUCCUUGCCGACAUGGCGCUCCAACGUUGGCUAUGAGGAAGGCGAGGACUGGGUCACCAGCAAGAUGGCGACCGGGUAUCCCAGGUUUUUCAUUCACAAGUUUAUCGACUCCUUUGCCACCGAUCUAGUUGCAAAGUAUGCUAGGCCUGGCCAAAAGGCGAUGCUCUUUCCGAGCCGGCAGAUUGCUUCACGAUGUGCAAGCUUCAUUAGGGAGUGUGCCCCGCACGCCGUUAUUGGUGGCCUAGACGUCAUUCACCUCGUGUUGGAUGAGGCAAAUCCCUCAUCCGCGGCCUUACGGUCGCUAUCCCCUACCAUCUCAGCCGUCAUCUGUUCCGCCGAGGCCUUCCCCUAUGCCAAACAGUACUGGCAGCACAGUGGCGACGGUGUGUCCAGCCGCAGGGCCGAGUUCUGCCAUACCCUCUUCCAGGACGGCCUGCUUGUGCUAGACGAGCGUCCCAAGAGCCCGGUGGCCCCUCUCGGCCAAAAGACAUGCAGGGGUCCCAAACGCUACCAGCGCCCGCUCUCCUUGGACAAGGCCGUCUCCCCGUCCCCGAGGUGCGUGAGCCCGCGCCACGAGGCGGUUCCCGCCCGGGAGGCCCAGGAGAGCUCGCGGUUCCUGGAGGAGCGGUUCGGCAGGAACCUGGACAUCUCAUUCGUCGAGCCCGCCAAGUCCGCCAUCAAGAGGCGCAUCGCCGGCGCACUCAAGGGCGAUCUCGACCUCACGACGUCUCCGUUACCUGAAAUGGGCCCCAACACAAGGGGUAUCGUGAACCUGAAGGAAGACGACAUUUAUCUAUUCCCCUGCGGGAUGAAUGCCAUCUUCAACGGCCACCGGUUACUCCUGAGUGCGCGAGGCCAGAUGAAGAGUAUCAACUUUGGGUUCCCGUAUGUCGACACGCUAAAGAUCCUGCAGAAGUUUGGCCCUGGGUGCGUCUUUUACGGUCACGCCUCCGAGUCCGACCUGGAUGAUCUGGAGAAGCGGCUUGAGGGCGGGGAGAGAUUCCUCGGCCUGUUUUGCGAGUUCCCCGGAAACCCGCUGCUGAUCAGCCCCAACCUCGUGCGCAUCCGCCGCCUCGCGGACAAGUACGACUUCGCUGUCGUGGUCGACGAGACGAUCGGCACGUUUGCGAACGUCAACGUCCUCCCGUACGCCGACAUCGUGGCGAGCAGCUUGACAAAGAUCUUCUCGGGCGAUUGUAACGUCAUGGGGGGCAGCGCGAUACUCAACCCCAACAGCCGGUACUAUGCCAGCCUGAAAGCCGCGGCGGAGAAGGAGCUUGAGGACAAUUACUGGUCCGAAGACGUCAUGUUUAUGGAGAGGAACAGUCGCGACUUUGGGUCGCGCAUUGAACGGAUCAACCUGAACGCGGAGGCCAUUUGCGAUGUCUUGUCUGCAAGCCCGCUGGUCAAAGAUGUUUACUUCCCCAAGCUCAACCCGUCGAGACCCAACUACGAAGCUUGCAAGCUGCCGACCGGCGGCUACGGGGGGUUGCUAUCCGUCACCUUUCAUGAUCGCCAGCAGGCAAUCGUCUUCUACGACAUGGUUGAGACGGCGAAAGGCCCGAGUCUGGGCACAAACUUCACUCUCACAUCCCCCUAUGUGCUCUUGGCGCACUACCAGGAGUUGGACUGGGCUGCGAGCUUUGGGGUCGAUCCUGAUCUCGUUCGGAUAAGUGUUGGCCUGGAGGAGACAGACCACCUGAAGGCUGUCUUCCAAGAUGCUCUGAGGGCGGCCGAGGAGAGAGGCUCGUAA